Messenger RNA from Kickxella alabastrina, 255 nucleotides. RefSeq lists its product as uncharacterized. NCBI's taxonomy places the organism in Eukaryota, Fungi, Kickxellomycota, Kickxellomycetes, Kickxellales, Kickxellaceae. Bases 1 to 255 code for a protein of 84 amino acids. The record is from RefSeq and is a predicted model, not a curated record. The transcript has 2 exons.
AUGACUACUGAAUUCGACCUCCGCGUAGACUACUUUGCCACCUACAACAACCAGGCCGAAGCCAUUUUCAAGAAUGAAAUCAGCACACAGCUUCCCGUUGAGUCUCCCAACCAACGCCUCUUCUUCGUUCAUGGAGAUGACGAGUUUUCUGAUGCGGAAGUCAUUACGCUGCUCGAUGGCUCUGACGAGAAGUCCCUGGACGAGCUGAAUAUUUCGCCUAAUACUGAAUGUCUUUUCUUACACCUCCUUCACUAA